UCAAAUCUCGCGAUUCGCGCUCGAAAUUCCAAGCUUCCGGUGCGUCCCGCGACCGAGGGAAACUCUGGACGAGAGGAGAUGUCCCGAAAGUGGUUCCACAGAGGAGACGACACGUUCAAGCCGCCAGACAUUCGAAGAUAGCGGGUCAAGGUCGCGAGGAGCUCGAACCUCCAGCGUCGUCGAAGUUGAUUCCUUUUCGGUUAGGGAUGAGGAUUCGCGGUUCAGGGCACGACGAAACGUCGGUAGGAUCAAACAGAGCUUGAGCGACCGCGUGCAAUCGUCGCGCAACUUCGACAGGCCUAAGUUCAAGUUCACUUUCAGAGAAAAGUCGAGGAAAUCCGAAGAACAUCCUGAUACCUUCAGGGAGAAAAGGAAAUCCAGCGAAGAGAAGGAACGUCUAUACGCUCCUUGCUCCAAGGACGUUGAGGAGGAGGCACAAGCACGCUCCAAGCUACACAAGAGCGAUUCUUUCCUCAGAAGAUUGGUAAGAAGCUCGAAGGACAAUAUUACCGAAGGGUGCGAGAGAUUGGUCAGAAAUAUUCAAAAGAGUCCUCUUCUACGAAAGAAGUUUCAAUCUGCGGACGAAGAGAGACCAGUGGCACCAGUCCGUAGAAAGAAGUCCAAACAGAGACUUCUGGAGCCCGAUUUAACCAAUAAACAGUCUUCCACGGGUAUCGAUCCUGAGCAACCUAAUAAUAUUCACGUUUCUGUCGUGUGCCCAAGCGCUGAGCUCAUUGAGGAUGACUUUCUGCUGGUUCACAAGGAGCCUCAGACUGAAAGAACCAAUCAGUCGUUGAACGAAUCAACAACUAAAAUCUCCUCGACGUACUUUGUCGAGAACGAAGAUUCGUCUAAAAGCGUCUCGGUAGAAGACGUGGAGGAUCUGAUUCGAACGGAGAACAAUCUCCGACUUUUGGAGCAACGCGUUCUCAUUAGAAGACGUUUAGAAAAAUCCACGAAGCUUCUGGAGGCGCUGCAAUCAGGCCAGCGAAGAUCCUGGAGCGAAGAGAGCCUCGUCCACGCUAUAGAGCAGGUUCACCGCAAGUUCCACGUGGGGUUCCCCAUCUCCAAAGUCUCCAUAGACACCGUGACGGUAGACUGCUCGCCUAUCGCCCACAGAAGAUUCGUCAGACCCGUUUGCAAUCGCGAAAGGUCGAGUAGCGGGCAGUCAAGGUCGCUGGAGUGGCGAGACAAGGUAGAGUGGACGUCGUGGAAAGCGAAACGAUCGCCACCGCCGGACGACUGGCAGGUUCAGAGGUCGCCGAGGCUCUCGUCGAGGCGUGAUAGCACGUACGGGUCAGGCGAUAACCACGUUCCGGCAAGGAAGUCACGAAUACAAGGCGACGAAGUGCACGCGCGGCUCACGUCGCUCGUAAAAUGCAAACUUGCGAAUUUCGCGGGCAGAGGUGGGGACGAGGAGGAGCUGCGAGACGGCGAGCCUGCGGAAGAACAAAGUAAACAGCGGCUAGUCGCGAACAGGCUGGACGAGAACGCGACUCGUCACCCUUCGACGCCUGUCUGCGAGCCAACGCACGGCUCACGUGUCAUUUCUGACCUCAGGAUAGAGUCUGCCUCGGUGAACGAUGCUCUGGGUGACUCAGGCGUCGUGACAAUUCGCGUGAACCUCGGUGACUUAGAAUCUGACGCAAGAGAUGACAACCAAGGGGCCCUGAAGUCUGCUUCGGUGAUCACUGCUGAUCGUGGUAAAAAUAACGAGAGCAAAGGCCAGGGAAGAUCAUCGAAGAAGAAGAAAGCCAUCGGAUCUGGCUGCAAAGUUCCAGAUUGGAACGACUGGAAGAUGAAAUUCACAAUCAGGAUGAUUCGCAUCCGGGACAAACUGAUGCUAGGCCUGAGUGCCUUCGCGAUAUUGUUCACUAUUCUGUUGGUGAUGGAUCUGCAGAUGGAUCUUGGAUACAGUGGACAUCAUUUGGUACCCAGCCAUGGGCGUGUUCGGGUCGGGGACGACCCGAAUACUGGUACGAUUUAUAACUUUCGCAGGAGAUAUUUGCAACGAACGAAUGCAAGUAAAGAGCAGACCAGUGGUGAUAUGUCCGGUACGACGCAGAAUAGUGGAAAGGAUGGUGAGAACGUAGCUAGGGAGUCGAGGACCGAGAAGACAGAGGUGCAUGAUAAUUUUCGGGAUUUGGUGGACCUCGUGGAAAAAGGUUAUGGUGUUAGUGUUUACGAAGGAGUAGCUAGGAUCAGUGGAGAAGACCAUACGUACAAUCCUACGCUCGGGGAGAUGAAGAAAAUCAGUCCAAAGAAGAACAGUUCGACGCUGGAGAAAUUCCACCUACAAAUUUCCAGGACAGAACUAUAUCCGCAGAACUCGAAGUACGUGGACCAAUUGUUGCACGAAAUCGCGACGAAGCCUAUCGUUCACGUUGUUCAAAAAGAGGGCGGCACGCAACUGAAACUCCAAAUAAAUUAUUCGAACAUGCAGGCUCUCUUCAAGCCUAUGAGGUUUCCACGAGAACAGCAAACUUUACCAAAUCACUUCUACUUCACGGACUUCGAGAGACACACAGCAGAGAUCGCAGCGUUUCAUCUGGACAGACUACUGGGAUUCCGAAGGGCGAUGCCAGUCACCGGUAGAACGUUGAACCUAACGACAGAGAUUUAUCAGAUCGCCGACGGCGAGCUGCUGAAGACGUUCUUCGUCAGCCCCGCCGGUAAUAUCUGCUUCCACGGCAAGUGCAGUUAUUACUGCGAUACGGCGCACGCGAUUUGCGGAAAUCCGGACACACUUGAAGGGAGCUUCGCCGCGUUCUUGCCGGAUAAAUCUUUCGUUGCGAGGAAGGCCUGGCGACAUCCAUGGCGCAGGAGUUAUCACAAGAGGAAGAAGGCGCAGUGGGAGCACGAUUCCGAUUACUGUUCCCUGGUAAAAGAAAUUCCACCAUAUCACGAGGGUCGCAGGCUGCUGGAUCUAAUGGACAUGGCCGUCUUAGACUUUCUUAUGGGAAACAUGGACAGACACCAUUACGAGACGUUCAAGAUUUUCGGCAACAACACGUUCCCCUUGCACUUGGAUCACGGCAGAGGUUUUGGCAGAGCUUUCCACGAUGAGAUCUCUAUCUUGGCCCCCAUCUUACAGUGCUGCAUGAUCAGACAAACAACUCUAAGCACCCUUUUAAAAUUUCACAACGGACCAGACCGCUUGAGCGAGGCGUUGCGUAGGAGCAUGGCGAAGGAUCCCGUGGCGCCGGUUCUAUGGGAACCCCAUUUCGCAGCCCUGGACAGGAGGGUGCGCGUGAUUCUCCAAGCGAUAAGAGACUGUGUGAAUCGCGAAGACUCGAGUCAAGUCGUCCACGAGAAAACCGAAGACACUGGAUCCUAGCCGUUUCGUGUGCCAGUGAAAAAGAAACUUCUUAUUAACGGAUACGAACGAGAAAAAAAGAACUAGCUAAGAAAUUUUUAACGCUGAUAGAGUGUAGUUUAUUGUAAAGAGGACAUGUGUAAAAACAAAGAAAAAGGAAAGAAAUGAUUAGUGAACGAUCGAACGAUAGCAAGAUCGAUGACGAUAUAUAUAUAUAUAUAUUUCAUGGUUUUGGAAGACGUUUCUUGUCAAGUGAGUCUUAUCUUUGACGAGAUACUUUGUUGUUUAUCGAUCAACGUUAAUUAUCGAAUAUUGUGCUUCGAUUUGAUUUGAUAGAUUUUUACGAAAUUGUUACUCUUGUUGUCUUCUAACGCAGAAUGAUGUUACUUUCUUUUAUUCUAUCCUUCUAUUUUUAUUCGAGAGAAACUUGUACAAAGAGGCUGUACAUAGUGUAUGUAUCAUAAGCGACGCACGUGAAACAGAGUUAAGAUCAAAAAGUAAAACGCCCUGCUUUCUGUGUAUAUAAGAUUAAGGAGGGAAAUCGAUAUCGCUUUUGUCAGGGCCGUGGAUAUUUUACAAAAUCUGCGUUUUCAUCGCUCAAGUCGACGGGCGUGUUAUUUCGGUCGACUGAGAAAUUGGUUUCCUUAGGAUUCGUGGAUCAUUCGCUCAACGAUGAGGUCCAAGGGUUGACGAUUUAUCGCUGAGUUUGUCGUUUACCUGAACGAGACGAACGAUUUUCUGAGCCACAGUUCCUCGCGAUGACACAACGCAAUUCCUGCUCGGCGAUCUAGCGUCGGACUUUUUUACGAGAAUCCAGUUUUCACCUGCGAACGGAAAAUUGCGCGAAGAGAGAGUGUGUUUUAUCCGUGGCGAACGCUAUGCGUGUUGCGUGGAAGCAGCCUUUUUUAAAGUGUGCUUUUCGUACGCAUGUACUACUGUGAAUGUUCCCAAAGUGCACCUGUAACUUGUAAGUGUUUAUUUUUUUUUCUUUCUUUCUUGGGCUAUGAGGAAAAGAAAAAAAGCUCUGUUGAACUAA
This is a messenger RNA of Bombus pyrosoma, 4352 nucleotides long. RefSeq names its product extracellular serine/threonine protein CG31145. The record is from RefSeq and is a predicted model, not a curated record. Gene Ontology annotation, cellular component: Golgi apparatus. The transcript is spliced from 7 exons. Gene Ontology annotation, molecular function: protein serine/threonine kinase activity. NCBI's taxonomy places the organism in Eukaryota, Metazoa, Arthropoda, Insecta, Hymenoptera, Apidae. Gene Ontology annotation, biological process: protein phosphorylation. The coding region runs from base 1799 to 3337 and encodes 512 amino acids.